AUGAGCGCUAUACUAGCGCCCGCAAUAUAUACUUUUAGGCUAUUAAGACGGCUAAAAAGGAUUACUGGAACUAAGGAUUCUAAAUCGAUUUUUAAAGCCUUAGCCUAUACGAAGUUAAGGUGGUUAGAGCUAGUCCCAAAUCUGAAGCUUUCUGCCACCCAUUUUGCAACCAUAUUCACUACUAAAUGCGACCUCUUCCGCUAG
Messenger RNA from Lachnellula hyalina, 204 nucleotides. RefSeq lists its product as uncharacterized. The record is from RefSeq and is a predicted model, not a curated record. Bases 1 to 204 code for a protein of 67 amino acids. NCBI's taxonomy places the organism in Eukaryota, Fungi, Ascomycota, Leotiomycetes, Helotiales, Lachnaceae. The transcript has 2 exons.